UAUUAAGAUUUAUUAAAGAGUAGCCUUAAAAGAUAUCUUUACAUACUCAAGAAAUUAUUAUUGAUAACAAUAAUAAUAAAUUAUCGUUCUUGAAGUAAGACCUGCGACAUCCUGCACCUGCAGCGAUGCAACCAGUCGUACGCUAGUCAUGUGACGCAUGACACAGGCGUGUUACCAUCCGGCGAUGCAUCGUACGUUUCCACCGACACGACAUGGCGUCUAUAAUAAAAGGUGCGGCAAACAUUGCACGAUUAUGAUUUAAUGCAACGCGCAAAUCCGACUGACAACAUUCUACCAUUAAGUAUUACUGCAAAUUCUUGUAUCAUACGCGAUCACGUUUUCGCAGACACGGGCGAAGUCUGGAGCAGAUUGUUCGACCAUCGUCCGUUCGUCCAAGGUGAAAUCACGUUCUUCUUGCGAGAAUUUGAGGAAAAAAGGGCUGACAAAGAAAAGAGAGUUGACAGAGAAGUGGAACGUCUCUUUAAAAUACUAGAAUACACGACGGAACUGAAGGACGAGUUGGAUCGUACCGAGCAGCUUGGCGAUUGUCACUUGCCCAGUCUCAAAGCGAACGCGGAUGUCGCGCUGAGUAUGUGCAAUCGCGUUUUGCAAAGAGAAGAAAAUUUCGACAGCGACAGCGUAUUGAGCAAAAACAGAUCGCUCAGGCGGAAGGAAUGGGAAAGAUUUAUAAAUGACAUAAGCGACAAGUGCCAGAAGGUGGAUCAAACUUUUCAGGAGAAGGAAACCGAGAUACGCGAGUUUUACGUUGAUCUGGAGAAGAAGCUACACAUUACGUCAUAAGAUAACACGAUCUUCGCUUCGACACAUACGUUGAUAUUUAAUUGAA
Molecule: messenger RNA, 847 nt
Organism: Ooceraea biroi (clonal raider ant)
Lineage: Eukaryota; Metazoa; Arthropoda; Insecta; Hymenoptera; Formicidae
Gene: Muted
Product: biogenesis of lysosome-related organelles complex 1 subunit 5
Cellular component (GO): BLOC-1 complex; transport vesicle
Source: RefSeq, a predicted model, not a curated record